CUUCUCAUCAGCAUCCUAUCGGGAGCGUGAAAGUCACUUCUGUAGGUGUCAUCCAGGCUCCUGAUUGAUUAGACGACACCGUAGCAGCUGCUUUACAACAACACCCUAUGUUUCAAUCUAAGUAUAGAGCCCGUAGAGCCCUUUCACGUGUUCAAUCACACGUAUUCAGGCAACCUCAUCUUCCGCAUUUUCUAGCUACGUGUAAAUCUGGAAAUACUUCCUAAAAUUAUGCUUUUUUCCCAUUUCGUUAUACCAUAAGACCAUUAAGAUGCAGUCUACGUCGUAUAUCUUAACACCCCGGUGUGAGAAAUAUAUCUUACAUCAUGCUGAAAACCAUCAUCGUCGACCAUCGACGUAUACCCCUCUGCCGCUGUGAAUUCAGUGAACGAAGUAUGUCCCCCGCCAAUUCAAAUUUUAGGGAAAGGACCUACACUUUUUUUAACUGCAUACUGUUUCUUAAUAUUAGUAUUAAGUGAAAAUAUCAAACACACCCAUUUCAAUGUCCUCAGUCAAACUCCCCAGAGUGCAAUAGCCCAAACUAUAUGAAGUAUUGCGUUUGCCUCGUCGCCCGGCCUUCCUGCUCGCAGGAACUGUAGCAGGAAGCAGUAACACAUUGAGUGCAAGUCACUACUUGUAUGUUAAAAAAAACACGCAUCUGUCUUACUUUAUGAAUAAACCUACAGUUCUCGCCGAUUGAAAUCGUGUGUUUAACUUUCAUUUCUACGAUUGUGCUAAUUGCUAUUCUGUGUUCCCUUGUUUUUGUACCGUAUUAACCUACGAAGAGCAAGAUAACGGUGCUUUUGUGUGGCACUCUACAUUCGAGCCUGGUAUCGUGAGGUCACUGCCCCGUCCACUGGAAUUUGUUUCUGUGGCGGAACGAUUUACAUUCAUAUGAAUUACGAACUAAUCAAACUCCAGCAAUAGUUUUGGCGCAGGAAAUAAGAAUUGUAGAGGACCUAAGUUCUUAUGAUUUGAAUUUACCCUACAUUUCAGUAUGUUGUUGAGAAUAUACUCUCUCCUGGUUUUACUGUAUGAUGUUAUUUAUCUCUUACUGGGAUGUGCCUGGGCUGUUAUUGAAUCUCUUUACCAGUUUAUAAGUCCACCAAAGGAAAAAUCAGUUGUAGGUGAACGAGUCUUGAUUGUGGGUGCUGGCCGAGGUAUUGGCAGAGAACUGACACUUCAAUUUGCAGCAUUAGGUGCAGAUGUUGUUUGUUGGGAUAUUAAUUCUGAGGCAAAUGAAGCAACAAAACAACAUGCAUUGGAGCAAGGAAAAGGUCAGGCAUAUGCAUACACAUGUAAUGUUGCAGAGAGAGAUCAGGUCAUAAGUAUUGCAGAAAAAGUCCGCAAAGAUGUGGGUGAUAUUACUGUUCUUAUUCAUUGCUGUGGAGUACCAAGCCCUAGAUCACUUGUUGCUCAACCAGCACCAGCUGUUCGGCAAACUAUGGAUGUUAGCAUCUUGUCUCACUUUUGGAUUCUAGAAGCAUUUCUUCCUCAAAUGCGGAAAAAUAAUAAGGGACAUAUUGUCGCUCUAACAUCAGUUGCUGGGUUGACAGGGAUAAAGGAUCAAGUUCCAUUAUGUGCAUCACAAUUUGCCGUUCAAGGUCUUAUUGAAGCUUUAUCUGAAGAGUUACGUACUACUAAAUCAUCAAAUAAAAUUUUUUUGACUUUGGUACAUAUUUAUCCUUUCAUUGUUAGUAGUGAUCUGGCUCAAGAUAUUAGGUUGAGAAUACCAAGCUACUUUGGGGUAAUUGAUCCAAAGGAUGCUGCUAAUCAGAUUAUAACAGCUAUGAGAAGAAAUUAUGCUGAAAUAAGCAUUCCAAGAUAUCUUUUGUAUCUUGGCAGCAUUCUAAGGCUCAUGCCACGAAAAGUUUCCAUUAUGUUUCGUGACCUUCUGGACACAGGAGUUGAUUUUGGAUAAUUAAUCAAUUAUUCUGGUGACAAGGUUUUAAUAUGUGAAGGGGAUGCAUUCAACAUUUUGCACAAUAUUUCUGAAUUGUUGAUCUCAGAGCUUUUUACUGGUAUAUAUUUAAUGUAUACAUUUCAAUAAAACAUGAAUCUCAUGUUAAAGUGUUUGCCUUAUAUUAAAUAUUUAAAAUUGACAGGUUGUUGUUGUUGUAUCAGUAUUCAUAGAAUAUGUAUAUUAGUUGUGUUUACAUAGAUUUAUUCUUUGUUGAAAUGGAUUUGUAUAAUCCAUGGUUUCACAUGACUGCAGUUACAAUGUUUUAUUAUUUAUUUUUAUACAAUAAAUAUUUACUGGAUAUAUUUUUUUGUUGAACUUGACUGAAAUAAAUUUAAGACCUCAUGUAAAUGAACCAAGAGUAUUGUAAGUUGUACUAAACUUCUUUAGGCCUGAUGUUUGAGAGUUAUGUGACAGUGUUAAGACUGGUUUCUUAGUGACGCAAUUGUAGCAGCUUUUCCAAUGAUGAAAUCUAUCCUCGUUGCCACAAAUUCAGAAUGAAUAAAUUAAGGUAAUAGACAGUCUUACUAUCUGAGCACUUCUGCCAUGCAUUUAUAAUGCUCAACAGCAAAUCUUCAUCUUGAUAAAAGUAUCCAGACAGUAUAGGACUGAAAUGGACUAAUAUUAACUUGAGAUUGUCGACAAAAAAAAUCAUACAGCUUGUACAUGGCAAAGAAACUAAAGUGCAGCAACACUGCCAUGCCAAGUCCCAACUGUCAAGAACAAAGAUGAAUGGUACUAAGUAUAAAUACAGAUGUGAUUGUUCAGUGAUAAUCCCUUUUAAUACUAUUGUUAAUAUCAAAAAAAUCUGCAUUGACUUAGCGGUAAUUAUAAUUGACAUUAGUUACAGACCGAAUUUUUUGGGAGAGAUGUUUGUUAAAUAAAACUGAUGUUCUUUAACAUUCAAAAUUGAUCAUCUUCUAUGUACUGAUUGCAUCACAUUUUGAAGGUACUAUAUCGCACUCCUAAUGCAAGAGGGCCACAUCUCCAAAAAUUUAAAAUUGAAAUAAACCCAUUGUUAGAUUCCUCAUUUUCUAUUACAUGUCAUGCAACAAUGUCAUGUUUUUAAUUUCAUUAAUAGCCAAGUAAAGCAAUUCAAUUUAAAUUCAAUUCCUGUUGUUAUAUGCCCUCGAGAAACCUUCCGAAGGCACUUCACCAAAAUAAAUUAUUUCGGAGUUGUGGCCCUUUGGCAUUAGAAGUGCAACAUGCCUCCUGGAGAAAAUGCACAAUGUGGCCACAAGCUUUGCACUCACUUUAUCUUUGAAAUUUCAUCAACAUUUGCAAUAAAUGCACUUUGUACAAAGUUGUACCAUAUAACGUUGGGUAUCACUAACUAGGCGUCUUGGUCAAAUUUUCUGAAUCUGUUCUUGGCACAUCAGUUAAGGCUGGGUAGAGCAAUUUCUGUCUAAGCUAUUAAGUCAGCAAGAAAUCACAUGUAAAUACUGAUUUUGGAUGGAUUUAUCAACACAUUAAUGUUGUCUCAUGUCUCCCCAGUAGUUGGGGUGUCCUGAGUUAAGAUCUGAGUAGUCAGAUUUCUAUUACAUGUAACACUGCUUCAGUGUAAAAUUCGACAAGAAAAACUGUUUUUAAAAAUAUUUUAUCGAAGAACCGUGUGAAUAUAUUUAAGUCUACAAAUAAAAUAACAUGAAAAUCUAAGAAAAAAUAUCUCUGACAUGAUUUGUCACUGAAACAGAAUCUUUGUAUUUACUACAUUCUUAAUUAAAUCUACAUUAUUAAUAUUUAUACACAAAAACGUUUACAAUAAAGGAAAUAUGUUAUAAGUUUUUGUGUUAAUGAGGAGAAUAGAAAGUCAAAGGCAAUAGGUCUUGAAACAAAUGCAGAGAAUGACUGAUUGUGAGAAGUGAGCUGAGAAAAUUUCUCUGUCACUGAGGCAACGUGCUCACAAGCUGCUUUCUUCUGUACCCCACAUGUGCCUUAUAACCUAUAUGUACGAUAGUUUAUUUCAGGAAAAUGAAAAAUUAAUUUAGAUUAAAUACAUUGUUUUAUUUUUUUAGUAUCUUUAUACCUAGAUAAAAGUAGA
Messenger RNA from Gryllus bimaculatus (two-spotted cricket), 3998 nucleotides. Lineage: Eukaryota; Metazoa; Arthropoda; Insecta; Orthoptera; Gryllidae. The record is from the annotation of a GenBank genome assembly.